AUGCGAAGCAUAAAGGAACCGGGAGAAAUCAAGACGCAUCUAUCCGAUCUAAUGGAACAGGAAAUAUCAACUCAUGAAUGUCCACCUGGACCACCUGGUAAAAGAGGCAAGAAAGGGAAAAAGGGUGACCCCGGCGAACCUGGACCACCGGGACCAAUAGGGUUGGAUGGUCCUAAAGGAGAUCCGGCAUUUUUAAUGAAAAAUCAAAAUUUUAUAUACAGGGUCGACCAGGAGAUAAAGGUCAAAAAGGAGAACAUGGAAGUCCAGGGUUUGACGUCUUCUCGGCCGUCAAGUGCCGUAGCCAGCAUGCUUGUGUGUCUGUGUACUGAUGGUGAGUGCGUGCAGGGUCUGCAGGCAGCAGGUCACAACAUCUCGGCGCACACCGUCAUACAACUCAAGGGUGAACCUGGUGAGCCAGGUCCUCCGGGUCCCCCAGGACCUCAUGGCCCAGAGGGGUUACCAGGGCAUGAUGGUCGUGUAGGACCCGCAGGUACGGCAGGACCACCGGGAGUACCGGGUCCACCGGGCCCUAUUGGACCUGCAGGACCUAUUGGACCCUCUGGACCAGCAGGACAUAAGGGAGAUAAAGGCGACAAGGGCGAGCGUGGUUUCACGACAACUUUAAAAGGCGACGCAUUCCCCACGGGUAUUAUCGAAGGACCUCCCGGGCCACCUGGACCGCCUGGCAAAGCGGGCGAAGCUGGACCGCGUGGACCGCCUGGGAUAGACGGAGCCCCAGGAAUUCCUGGAGUACAAGGGCCACCCGGAAAACCGGGAGAAUUUGGUCCGAAGGGUUCAAAGGGCGAGUAUGGCGAUAUGGGUUCACCUGGAAUGCUGGGUGCGCCUGGCUUGCCUGGACCACCUGGAUAUCCCGGCCUUAAGGGGGAUAAAGGCGAUAAAGGCGACUCGGGAGACGGCACUGGGUACGAGCUGUAUGGUCAUGAGAUGAUGAUGGGCCCGCCGGGCGCACCGGGGCCCGCGGGCCCCCCCGGCGUGGCGGGUCCCCCCGGCAUCAAAGGCGACAAAGGCGAACCUGGUCUGCGUGGCAAGGCUGGUGAACGAGGUGAAAAGGGUGAUGCGGGACCAAUGGGACUACCGGUAAAAUUACGAUUUUCGUCAUUUUAUUUUCGUACCAUUUUGAUAUUCGAUCCGACUUAGAAUCGUAGCCGGGUUAUUAGAUACGGCAAAACCUUAAAACUGGUAUUUGAGCUAAUGUGUCACGAGGGUUGUCAAUUUACUAUAAAAAAAAAAUAGUUGUUUCUGUAUAUAAAUAAAAAAUGAGAAAAAGUUCUUGAUAACUUUCUUGUUGGUUCUUCUGCGGAUAAGUAUCCGAUUGGUCCAGUUGGUCUACCAGGCGAGAUAGGGCGGCCGGGAGAGGGCGGCCCCAGAGGCGCGCAAGGAGAACCAGGUUCCAAAGGCGAGCGAGGUGAUCCUGGACUACCCGUACGUCACACAAAUUCUCGAGCUACACAGCAUCGUGCGCUUCACAUGCACAGGGGUCCAGUUGGCAAACGAGGACGCAAGGGCGACAAAGGCGACAAGGGAGAGCAGGGAGUGCCGGGACUAGACGCGCCGUGUCCAUUGGGACCAGACGGUCUACCGCUACCAGGAUGUGGAUGGCGCCCUACAAAGGAAUCAGCAGCUGCGACACCAACUCGUGAAGAAACAGGCAUGGUGGGAGGAGAGGGGUCCGAAGAAGAGGAAACAGAAGGGGAAGAAUAUGAGGGGAGGGAGGAUGAGCUGGAUGCACCCAGUUACGAUGACUACACGGACAACACUCACCUUGCACUACACCGCGACUAAACGCUCUCUCUACUUUCUGCUUGAUUUCUUUUUAUUUUUUUUGUUAUAUGCUCAUUUAUAAUGUCCAUUUUUCUCUGCAGGUCUUCUUAGUGAACGCUAGUUAAGCCGACAGAUUUUACCUAACCUACUCUUAUUUAUUUAAAUUAGGUACACUUACAGAUUACAGUCAACACAUGACUUCGACAAAUAUAUUAUAUUACUUAGUCUAGACAAUAAUCCAAAAUUAGUGUACACAGCAUGAUCCAUAAUAGAGGACGGUCAAUACAGUCCCAGCAAAAAAAAAAGAAAACUAACUUAUUCUAUCGAAUGACUUCUAUCC
Diatraea saccharalis (sugarcane borer) is the source of this 2122-nucleotide messenger RNA. NCBI's taxonomy places the organism in Eukaryota, Metazoa, Arthropoda, Insecta, Lepidoptera, Crambidae. The record is from the annotation of a GenBank genome assembly.